Messenger RNA from Nyctereutes procyonoides (raccoon dog), 5808 nucleotides. RefSeq names its product zinc finger protein 615 (gene ZNF615). The record is from RefSeq and is a predicted model, not a curated record. Lineage: Eukaryota; Metazoa; Chordata; Mammalia; Carnivora; Canidae. Bases 108 to 4355 code for a protein of 1415 amino acids. The transcript is spliced from 11 exons. Gene Ontology annotation, biological process: regulation of DNA-templated transcription.
GGAAACCCUUGACUGAAAACCAAGAUUUUUGAACAGAAAUGUAGAGCUGAUCCAGAAGAGCUAAAGACAGAGCAUCCCAGUUACUAGCAAUUUCCCAAAAUCAGAAGAUGAUCCAGGCCCAGGAAUCCCUCACAUUUGAUGAUGUGGCUGUGGACUUCACCUGGGAGGAGUGGCAGCUCCUGGCCCCUGCUCAGAAGGACCUGUACUGGGACAUGAUGUUGGAGAACUAUAGAAACCUGGUGUCAGUGGGAUAUCAAGCCAGCAAACCAGAUGCACUGUCCAAGUUGGAACGAGGAGGAGAACUUUCGAUGAUAGAAGAUGAAAUCCACAGUCGAAUCUGCCCAGAAAUCAGGAAAGCUGAUGAUCCUCGGCAGUGUCACUUGCAAAAUCGAAGCAUUCAGAAGAGUGUGGAACAAUGCUAUGAACAUAAUACAUUUGCAAAUAUUCUUAAUCAGAGUGAAAGACAUUUCCUGUUAAAGCAAAAUUAUAUGUUUGACUUAUGUGAAAAACCUUUAAAAUCAAAUUUAAGUUUUGAAAGCCAGAGUAUAAACUCAAAGAACUCUACUGAGUUUAAUGAAAAUGGAAAAUCCCUUCUUCAUUCUAACCAUGAACAAUUUUAUAGUGUAAUUAAAUCUCCUGUAAACGUAAAACCCAUCAACAAUACUUCCCAGGUUUUUAAACAGCAGAGAACUCACAACAUGCAGAAAUCCCAUGUAUGUGGUGAAUGUGGGAAAACCUUUGUCAUGGUGUCUCAGCUUGUUGAUCAUCAGAGAGUUCAUACUAGAGAGAAACCUCAUGGGUGCAAUCUGUGUGGGAAAGCAUUCUCUAGAAAGUCCAGGCUAACUGAACAUCAGAGAAUUCAUACAGGACUGAAACAUUAUGAAUGUACUGAAUGUGACAAAACAUUCCUCAAGAAAUCACAGUUCAGUAUACACCAGAAAACUCAUUUGGGACAGAAGCCUUAUACGUGUAAUGAAUGUGGGAAAGCAUUCAUCAAGAAGUGUCAGCUUAUUUAUCAUCAGCGAACUCAUACAGGAGAGAAGCCUCAUGGAUGCAGCCUAUGUGAGAAAGCCUUCUCUACAAAGUUUAGUCUCACUACGCAUCAGAAAACUCAUACAGGAGAAAAACCUUAUAUAUGCAGUGAAUGUGGAAAAGGCUUCAUUGAGAAGAGACGUCUUGUUGCACAUCACCGAACUCAUACUGGUGAGAAACCUUUUAUAUGCAAUGAAUGUGGGAAAGGUUUCACCUUGAAGAACAGUCUUAUCACACAUCAGCAAACUCAUACAGAAGAGAAAUUGUAUACAUGUAAUGAGUGUGGAAAGGGCUUUUCAAUGAAGCAGUGUCUCAUUGUACAUCAGCGAACUCAUACAGGAGAGAAACCCUACACAUGCACUGAGUGUGGAAAAGGCUUCACCCUGAAGAGUCCUCUCAUCAGACAUCAGCGAACACAUACAGGAGAGAAACCCUAUGUAUGUAGCGUAUGUGGAAAAGGCUUUACCAUGAAGAGUGAUCUCAUUGUACAUCAGCGAACUCAUACUGCAGAGAAGCCAUAUAUAUGCAAUGAUUGUGGGAAAGGUUUCACUGUGAAGAGCCGUCUGAUUGUACAUCAGCGCACUCAUACAGGAGAGAAACCCUAUGUAUGUAGUGUUUGUGGAAAAGGCUUUCCAGCAAAGAUACGACUGAUAGGACAUCAACGAACUCAUACAGGAGAGAAGCCCUAUAUAUGCGCUGAAUGUGGAAAAGGCUUCACAGAGAAGAGUCAUCUCAAUGUACAUAGGCGCACUCAUACGGGAGAGAAACCCUAUAUAUGUAAUGAAUGUGGCAAAGGCUUAACUGGGAAAAGCAUGCUCAUUGCACAUUUGCGAACUCAUACUGGGGAGAAACCGUAUAUAUGCAAUGAAUGUGGAAAAGGCUUCACCAUGAAGAGCACUCUAGGUAUACAUCAGCAAACUCAUACUGGGGAGAAACCAUACAAAUGCAAUGAGUGUGAUAAAGCCUUCAGGAAGAAGACCUGCCUCAUACAACAUCAGAGGUUACACACCGGAAAAACUUCCUUUGCAUGUACUGAAUGUGGAAAAUUUUCUUUGCGCAAAAAUGAUCUCAUUACCCAUCAGAGAACUCACACAGGAGAGAAACCAUAUGAAUGCAGUGAUUGUGGGAAAGCUUUCACUACAAAGUCAGGGCUCAAUGUUCACCAAAGAAAACAUACAGGAGAGAGGCCCUAUGGCUGCAGUGAUUGUGGGAAAACUUUUGCCCACUUGUCAAUCCUUGUUAAACAUAAGAGAAUUCACAGAUAUUCCAAGUUUGUUAUUGCAGAAUACUUGAAACCGUGUCACAAUCGAGUAACGUUGCAGGACACCCAGCUGGUGUCCUGGAAAUCCCUUCAAACAUCUCGUGACCAGAAGUGUCCUGUGGCAGGGAGGGUGGUGGCAGCCAUGCCACUCCAGUCAGAAGCGCCAGACAUGCUCCGUGAGGGAACGGUGGUCACCUCACAGCCGCGGGCUCUCAGGCCCCAAGCGAGGGGCGCGCGCUUCCUGCAGGACCCGAGGCCGCUAGUCUCCCUCCUGGCAGCCCCCGACGUCCCCAUCGCUGGCCCGCGGGGCGCGGAGAGCCUAGCAGUCCGACGCAGUUGGGAGAGCGCGCUGGGGGUCUGGUGCGCCCAACUGGGUGUGGGUCUCAAGCAAGGGGCCCGGCGGAGUAGAUCCAGAAACACAAAGCAGAGCUUCUCCACUGCCAGCUGUGUUCAGAGAGCAGAAAAAAUGAUCCAAGCUCAGGAAUCUCUGACAUUUGAUGAUGUGGCUGUGGAGUUCACCUGGGAGGAGUGGCAGCUUCUGGCCCCCUUUCAGAAGAACCUGUACCGGGAUGUGAUGUUGGAGAACUAUAGGAACCUGGUGUCAGUGGGUUUUCACACCAGUAAACCAGAUGUGCUCUCCAAGUUGGACCAAGGAGAACCAACAUGGACGGUGGAAAAUGAAAUCCCCUGUCGAACCCGUUCAGAAAUCUGGAAACUUGACUAUUUGCCAGAGCACUUACAAAACAAAAUCAUGGAGAAUAAUCUUGAACAAUGGCAUGAACUUAAAACAUUUGAAAAUAAUGUUCAUCAGAGCACAACUCAUUUCAUGUUAAGGCAAAAUCAUGAUAUGUAUGACUUAUAUGGAAAAACUGUAAAGCCAAACUUAACUUUAUUUAGCCAGAGCAGAAGCUGUGAAAUAAAGAACCCUGCAGAUCUUACUGGAGAUGGAAAAUCCUUUCUACAUGCUAAUAAUGAACAAUUUCAUACUAAAAUUAUAUUCCCUGAAAGCAGAAAACUUAUCAGUACUAAGUCCCAAUUCAUUAAGCAUCCGAAAAAGCAAAAAAUAGACAAGACUCAUGUAUGUAAUGAAUGUGGGAAAGCCUUUAUCAAGAAGUCAUGGCUCACUGAUCAUCAGAUCAUUCAUACAGGAGAGAAACCCCACAGGUGCAGUCUGUGUGGGAAGGCAUUCUCCAGAAAGUUCAUGCUCACUGAACACCAAAGAACACAUACAGGAGAAAAACCGUAUGAAUGCACUGAAUGUGGCAAAGCCUUCCUGAAGAAAUCACGGCUCAAUAUACAUCAGAAAACGCAUACAGGAGAGAAACCAUAUAUAUGCAGUGAAUGUGGAAAAGGCUUCAUCCAGAAGGGAAAUCUCAUUGUACAUCAGCGCAUCCAUACUGGAGAGAAACCUUAUAUAUGCAAUGAGUGUGGGAAAGGCUUCAUCCAGAAGACGUGCCUCAUAGCACAUCAAAGAUUCCACACAGGAAAGACUCCCUUUGUGUGCAGUGAAUGUGGAAAAUCCUGUUCCCAGAAGUCAGGUCUCAUUAAACAUCAAAGAAUUCACACGGGAGAGAAACCCUUUGAAUGUAGUGAGUGUGGGAAAGCCUUUACCACAAAGCAAAAGCUCAUUGUCCAUCAAAGAACUCACACAGGCGAAAGACCCUAUAUCUGCAAUGAGUGUGGGAAAGCUUUUGCCUACAUGUCCUGCCUCGUUAAACAUAAGAGAAUACACACAAGAGAGAAAUGUGGAGAUUCAGUCAAAGUGGAAAAUCCUCCCUCAGAGAGUCAUAGCUUAUCACAGACCAGUGGUGCCAUGCAGGGGAAAGACCUUGUUAAUACAGUGACUAUGCAAGUGCCUUCUGUGGCUUGUCAGACGCCAUUACACAUCAGUGGGCUCUUAGCAAAUAGGAAUGUGGUCAUAGUGGGACAGCCUGCAGCCAGAUGUGCACCCUCAGGAGACAACAGAGGAUCUGCACAGGACAGAAACCUUAUGAAUGCAGUGAAUGUGGUUGUGCCUUCAGUGGUUAAUUAUGUCCUAUUUUAUGUUGCAGAAAACCAGUAGGAAAAAAACUCAGAAACAUUCUGUGUGGAGAAGGGUUGCACAAAAGUUUCUAGGUCAUAUUAUGUCAGAAAAGUAUAUUCAGAGAGAAACUGUAAAUUCUGAGGCUAGGAAAGCUUGAUCUCAUCCUAUUAAAAAUAUGUAUUGAUACACAGGCGUAAUCUGAUGUUAACUCAAAUACAUACACACACCUCAGUUGCUCCAUUUGUGUCUGUUAAAGGAAUGAAGGAAGUCUUAGUUCAAUAAGUGGAGGAAAUAGGGGGAUCCCUGGGUGGCGCAGCAGUUUGGCGCCUGCCUUUGGCCCAGGGUGUGAUCCUGGAGACCUGGGAUCAAAUCCCACGUCGGGCUCCCCGUGCAUGGAGCCUGCUUCUCCCUCUGCCCGUGUCUCUGCCUCUCUCUCUCUCCCUGUGUGACUAUCAUAAAUAAAUAAAAAUUAAAAAAAAAUAAGUGGAGGAAAUAGGUGAAUUUUAAAAACACACAAGUAAGUGUGCCUGGAAUACUGCUAUGAAUGAAAAAUCAGGAAAGGGAUAAUAUUAGGUGGGUGGGAUAUGGGGCAUGUAUAUAGCAAUUCGGUUUCUACAGGCCAAGGUAAAGGAUUAAUUGGAAACUAAACUCUUGGAAGUUUAUUUUAUGCAGAGGCACUUAAUGAAACAGCAGCCUUAGGUUGAGUCAGUUCAUUCAUUUACCGAAUAUUUGUUAAAUACUCCCUUUGUACUGGGUUUUGUUUGAGGAGCUGAGGAUACAGUGGUGACCAAAACAAAAAGCCCAUGGUUUCUUGGAGAGAGCACUGAGGUAACUGGAUUAUUUUUUAGUGGUACAUUUACUCAGCUUAUCUAGUAAGAGGAUGUAAAUAUCUGUAUUACGUGAAAUACUGUCUUGGUUCAUUCUGGCUGUUAUAAGACCAUACAGUAGCCUGUAUGGCUUACAGAGAAAGAAAUUUAUUUAAAAAAAAAGUGCAAAGUUCCUCUAUAAUGAAAGUUUCAAAACUUUCUAAAUGACAUAUGAUAAGUCUUGAAUAAAUAAUGAAAACAAAUUAUUUCUGUUUUGGAAGCUGCAAGGUCUAAGAUCAAGGUGCUGGCAUAUUUGGUGUCUAUGGAAGGUCAGCUUCUUGCCUCACAAGGUACUCAUCUCAUUGUGUCCUCACAUAGGGGAAGGGGAGAGGCAUUUUCUGCGAUGUCUCACAGGGGUACUAAUCCUAUUCAUGAGUGUUCUAUCAUCAUGACUUAAUCACCUCUUAAGGACCCACUUCUAAAUACCAUCAUAUUUGUGACUAGCUUCAAUAUAUAAAUUUGGGGGGGGGGAUACAAACAGUCCACAGAAGAUAAUGGAGUACAUAAGUCCCCUCUUAUAUGGGGGAUAUGUUCUAAGACCCCCAGUGGAUGCCUGAAGCUAGGAUAGUGCUGAACUCUAUAGUUUUUUCUUUUUUUUUUUUUUUUUAAGAUUUUAUUUAUUUACU